UGUUAGGCUGUCGUUGGGUUGCAGAGAGCGGGGGCUUUCAACCAAGGAGUUGACUUUAAGACAUCGGCCAGCUGCAGUCAGGGCCAGUGGAUCGCGUCAAGCAGUUUCUUCCCGUCGAGGCUCCGUCGAUCGUGACUAUAGUUGAGCAUCUCUGGGCAGAGCAGAGAAAAGCGAACCAGCACGCCGUCGACAUCGAUGAACUAGAGAUAGUGUCGUGAGCAGUGAGCUAGAGCGCGCGCCCUUACAGCUCUAGUCCCGCUUGGGAAGAAAGAAAAGAAAACAACGUCUUAUUCAUUCAGCUGAACAUUUCCAUGCUCAACUGCUGCGUUCCGUUCGCCUGAAAGGAAUAAACACAUCAUAUCGUCCGUGAGGAUGGUUAUUACCGUCCUAUCUACCAGGAAAAGGAGAAAGGUUGUCAGCCAGCUUCUGUUAUUCGGAUUGCUGCUGGCUCUCCAACUAUGGGGAACUGCUGGAGCCCGUCAGCAGCGAAUUAAGCGCCAAGAGAGUGGUGAAAGUGAAUUUGAAGAGGAUGAAGACUUGACUGACGUCGAUGGACUUGGCAAUGCUGAAUACGACGAACUCGACUCUGACGACUUAUCAUCGCCCAAUCGAGGUGACGUGGCCGUUUUCACCCGUCCAGCUCCGGGAGCCGGAGAAGUGGAUUUUAACGGACCUUGCUCCGACUACCGACCAGGAGAGGAUGAUUUACAAGCUUUCGAUUUUAUCCGUCAGUUCCGGUUAGAUGUCCUCGAGACCAAAUACCCUGGUGUAACCAAAGUACGCGGUUCCAGCCGCUUGCAAACCGCCUAUCGUCUGGAGACGGAAGCCGAUUUGGUGGUUCCCACUAGGAACAUUUUCCCUCAAGGCCUUCCGCAACAGUUUUCCUUCAUUUGCACUUUCCGGACAAGGAAGCCACCCAAGACGGCCUGGAACAUAAUUCGAAUUAGCGAUUUGCGGCAACGCCCUCAGUUCCAGGUGACCCUGAACCCGCGCAAGAACACCAUCGAGUUCGGCAUCAACGAUUUCAGUGGAAAGCUGCAGACGCUCGUUUUCCGCAAAGCUCAAGUCUUUGAUAAAGAAUGGCACAAAGUUCACUUUGGAGUCCAUCGCGAACGUGUUGUACUCUAUGUCGAUUGCGAGUUCAGCGAAGAGUUGCCGCUCGAUGUCCGAGGACCGAUCGAUGUCAACGGCGAGAUCGCCAUUUCCAAAGUGGCUGGAACUAAGCGCACCGUUCCGAUUGAACUUCAAUGGAUGGUGAUGAGUUGCGAUCCCGCUCGCCCAGAGCGUGAAACUUGCGAGGAAUUGCCGCCACCACCUCCACCCAGGGAGCAAGUUCAACCGGUUUGCGAGCAAACCUGUCCACCAGGUGUGCCAGGACGGAAUGGAACUGAUGGCCCACCGGGACCACGCGGCUUAUCAGGAGAGCGAGGAAUACAAGGGCUACCGGGACCCCAGGGUAUUCGUGGAGAACCUGGAACCAAAGGAGACAUGGGAAUGCGAGGUGUUCCAGGAGAAAUCGGAAAGGAAGGUACGCCUGGUAAUCCUGGUAUCGCUGGACCGAGAGGAGAGUCUGGAAUUCCCGGCUCUCGAGGAGACACUGGACCGCCCGGUCAAGUUGGACCUAAAGGCGAUAGAGGAGAUUCCGGUCCGACUGGGCAAAUGGGAUCAACUGGUCCGCGUGGACCUCCCGGGCCUCCUGGAGAUAUUACUAAAGUAACUGGACCUCAAGGAAUGCAAGGAGCGCCGGGAGAAAGAGGUUUUGUUGGACCUCCAGGACCGGAAGGUGCUCAAGGGCAGCGUGGAUUCACCGGCGAAAUGGGUCCGCCAGGAACAGCAGGCAAGGACGGUACAUCGGGUGAACGAGGACCUAAAGGCGAUCGUGGUGACAGAGGAACUGCUGGUGUAAGAGGACCUCCAGGAGCUCCUGGUACUCCUGGACCCCCUGGCCCAGCUUCUUCUGGAACGGGUGGACAAACUGUACCCGGGCCCCCGGGACCUGCUGGUAACCCUGGAGAACCUGGUAUGCCGGGACCGCCGGGCGAGAGGGGUAAUCGAGGUGAACGAGGAGACUUGGGAGAACGCGGAAUCGCUGGAGAAAAGGGCGACCGUGGACCGGCAGGAUUACCCGGUAAUGACGGUACUCGUGGAGAGACUGGACCUGCAGGAAAACCAGGUUUGCCCGGCAGCAAAGGUGAUCCAGGUGUGCCUGGUGCUCUCGGAUUACAAGGACCUCCAGGUUCAGCAGGAGCUCCGGGACCAAUGGGAUUGACUGGACCGACCGGAGAAAUUGGCAGACGUGGCGAACCAGGCAAUACUGGUCCUGCUGGACCUGCAGGACCUCCUGGUACUCCGGGUGAAGUUGGACCUCAAGGAUUGCCAGGAGGUCCUGGCAGCCGUGGUGAGACUGGCCCGCGAGGAGAAAGAGGCGAAAUUGGUCCAUCUGGACCGACCGGAAGCCCUGGCUUAACUGGAAUGAAGGGUCACGAAGGAAAGCAGGGAACCGACGGAGAGCCAGGCCAAAGAGGAGAGAAAGGCGAAAGUGGACCCCGAGGACCUGAUGGGCCUCGCGGUUUUGAUGGCAAACCUGGUGUUCAAGGUUUGAUCGGUCGUCCUGGACCUAAAGGAGAUCGAGGAGAAAACGGUCUUCCCGGAGUGGAAGGAAUUCGCGGACCUCCAGGCCCGAACGGAGUUCCUGGCCCGAUCGGACCUCCUGGAGUCGCUGGCUUACCUGGUUUCGUUGGCAAACCUGGCCCACCAGGUCCACCGGGUCCUCCUGGUCCCCCUGGCGAUGCCGGUGUCAUUCCUGCCAAUUUGAUGAGAAACGACGGUGCUGGUGCUACCGGAGCUACUGGUCAACCUGGUCUUCCAGGAACACCUGGAUUGCCCGGAGAAAGAGGAGCGGACGGUGAUCGUGGACCGGAAGGCGCCACUGGAUUGCCCGGAACGCCUGGAGCUGAAGGUCCCAACGGCAGACAAGGACCCGUAGGACCCCGCGGAUUCGCUGGAUUGCCUGGUCUCCCCGGACCAGCAGGAAAAACGUACUCCGAGUCUGAUUUGAGAGACAUUUGCGCUUCUGUUCUACGUGAUCACAUGGAAGAAUUAGUAAGUGGACUUCAAGGUCCACCCGGUAUUCCCGGUCGUGGAAGACCUGGACGGCCUGGCCCGCCUGGAAGAAUCGGCCAUACAGGCGAGACAGGAAAGGUCGGUCAACCUGGAGAUCGUGGCUUGACUGGCUUGCCAGGCAUUCCAGGACCACCAGGACCUGAGGGACCUAAGGGAGACGUUGGAUCUAAGGGCGAACGUGGACCAGGUGGUAUCGGUAUGGAAGGACCGAUGGGACCAGCUGGUAUUCAAGGACCACCUGGACCUCCAGGAGUUGGUGUUGCUGGUCGAGCUGGCGAGCGUGGUGACUCUGGAAAACCAGGACCAAGAGGAAUGGUUGGUGUUGCUGGUCCACCUGGAGCUGCUGGAUUCUGUGCCGGAUGUGCUCCUCAACAAUACCGACCUGCCGGUAACGACAAGGGUCCCGGGAAAUAAGUCGUUGCCUCCCCUAGCCGUUAGGCAAUUUCGACGCUAAUGGAUGCAGACAUACAUACAGACAAAAUAAUAAUAAAAAAAAAGACAUUUCCUCCCCCCCCCCCUUCCCCUCUCCCCUCUCAAAAAAAAAAUAAAUUGAAAAUCGGGGAAUUAAUGACACUUUAUUCGGUAAAAUACAAUGUCAAGAAAACGACUGUUGGUGGGUAUACGAGCAGACAUAAAGAAGUCGAUGUACCACUGGUAGAUUUAUUAAGCUCCUUAUCACUGCCUGAAAUUUUUAUUUCCUCUUCUCCUUUUUGACGUGUAGGCCUGGUAGACACUUUGUGUUCUUUUUUUUUUUUUUUCAAAAGAAAAAUAUAACCAAUUUUGUUAUAACAUUUAUAGGCAUUUUUUCUUACUGAAUAGAGAUUUAUUUGCUUGUUGGCCAUCCUCCAUAACUUCCCUUUCAUCUUCAAAUAAAAUUGUCCUUCCUUUUUCUAACUACAUCUGUGUGAACAAUGAUUGUUUUGUUUUCAUUCAUACCACCACACGCUGCUGGACUGGAAACUUUUCUAUUGGGGUUCAAAAAUUGGCUGAGCUUUGUAUCAACUGUUUCCUUCAUUCAACAUUUUAAGUGUAAAUAUCAGUUGAAAUGAUUUCAUUUGGCUGCAAUACAACAAUUCAUGCUGCCGUAA
Molecule: messenger RNA, 4211 nt
Organism: Daphnia pulicaria
Lineage: Eukaryota; Metazoa; Arthropoda; Branchiopoda; Diplostraca; Daphniidae
Product: collagen alpha-1(XXII) chain-like
Exons: 21
Coding region: 373-3537 (1054 amino acids)
Source: RefSeq, a predicted model, not a curated record